UUAUUUUGAAAAAUGCUCAUCAACAGAAGUCCUCUGUACUUCAUGGAUUACACAGAAUAUAAACACUGCGAGAAUGUGAUCGACUAGAUAACUGUUAAGGAUAUAUUCAAUGAUUUUACAACAAGAAAGUGGUGACCAAACCUCUUCAUUUCCUGAAAAGCUGAAGUAGCGUCUCCAGAGUGCUUGCAGAUAACAGCCAAAAUGAAAGUACUGCUUUUAAAAGAGCCACGAGAGAGUGACAGCGGACCAGACCCGUAUAUAAAGGAGCUGGCUGCCUAUGGACUCUCCGCUACACUGAUCCCUGUUCUCUCUUUUAAGUUUGUGUCACUGAAUGUCCUGUCGGAGAAGCUUUUUCAGCCAGAGAAGCAUGGAGGGCUGAUCUUUACGAGCCCCAGAGCAGUCGAAGCCGUGAAAAUGUGCAUCGAAUCCAGCGCACGGAGAGAAGAGUGGACCGCUGCAAAAGACAAGUGGAACACAAAGUCAGUGUAUGUGGUGGGGAAGGCCACUGCAUCACUAGUUGAGGCUCUGGGUCUGACCACCUGUGGGGAGCAAACAGGCACUGCAGACGUUCUGUCUCGACUCAUCAUUGAAAGAGAAGAUCCGGCGAUCCUGCCUCUGCUGUUUCCCUGCGGCUCGCUGAAGAGAGAAGUGCUGCCCACCGCGCUCAGACAAAACGAAAUCCCUCUGGAGACCCUCACAGUCUAUCAGACGGCUGAACAUCCUGACCUGGAGAAAAACAUCACUCACUAUUUUAAUAACCAGGGGAUGCCUGCCAGCGUCGCUUUCUUCAGUCCUUCAGGGGUGAAGUUCUGUUUGGACACUUUAAAGAGACUGGCUGGACCGCAGCUGGACCAGAUUAAGUUUGCUGCAAUAGGCCCCACCACAGCAGACGCUCUGGAGGCAGAGGGCCUGACGGUGGGCUGCUCAGCGGAGAAACCAACCCCACAGCACCUCGCCAAGGGCAUCGCACAGGCCCUGAGCUCAGCCGCCUCUGACCUUUGACCUACGAGCCACAGCAUCAGUACACUCCGUCCAGAGGAAGAAGAUUUAGGUAUUACACACUGGAUUGUUUAUUAGUUAAAGGAGAAUUCCACCAAUUUUUCAAAAUUUCUGCAUAACUAAAUGGUUAAGAUGUAAUCAGAGCCGUUCAGAGUAGUUUGGUGUGAAACGCUCUGUUCUAGAU
Messenger RNA from Colossoma macropomum (tambaqui), 1183 nucleotides. RefSeq names its product uroporphyrinogen III synthase (gene uros). The record is from RefSeq and is a predicted model, not a curated record. Gene Ontology annotation, molecular function: uroporphyrinogen-III synthase activity. NCBI's taxonomy places the organism in Eukaryota, Metazoa, Chordata, Actinopteri, Characiformes, Serrasalmidae. Gene Ontology annotation, biological process: uroporphyrinogen III biosynthetic process. Bases 202 to 1002 code for a protein of 266 amino acids. The transcript has 11 exons.